Phyllostomus hastatus (greater spear-nosed bat) is the source of this 6263-nucleotide messenger RNA. It is a transcript of the gene DAAM2, whose product is annotated as dishevelled associated activator of morphogenesis 2. Bases 178 to 3393 code for a protein of 1071 amino acids. The transcript has 26 exons. The record is from RefSeq and is a predicted model, not a curated record. Gene Ontology annotation, molecular function: small GTPase binding; actin binding. Gene Ontology annotation, biological process: actin cytoskeleton organization; regulation of non-canonical Wnt signaling pathway; positive regulation of canonical Wnt signaling pathway. Lineage: Eukaryota; Metazoa; Chordata; Mammalia; Chiroptera; Phyllostomidae.
GGGGCGGUGGCGGUGGUUUCUCUGAAUGCAGCGGAGUCCGGGGAGAGAAGCGGAGCGCUGCCGCGAGCGCGCGGCCGGGUUCGGACGGCCGGGAGCGGCGCCCGCCAUGGGGGCCUCGGAAUCACAAUGAGGACCUAGGGCAUCUGCCUGUUGAUCAUCCCCUGGCCUGUGGUGACCAUGGCCCCCCGCAAGAGGAGUCGCCAUGGCCUGGGCUUCCUGUGCUGCUUUGGGGGUGGCGACCUCCCUGAGAUCAACCUCCGGGACAGUAGCCCCCUGCAGUACAUGGAGUUCUCCAGUCCUAUUCCGAAUGCAGAGGAGCUUAACGUCCGCUUCGCAGAGCUGGUGGAUGAAUUGGAUCUCACCGACAAAAACCGGGAGGCUGUGUUUGCGCUGCCCCCUGAGAAGAAAUGGCAGAUCUACUGCAGCAAGAAGAAGGAGCAGGAGGACCCCAACAAGACGGCGACCAGCUGGCCGGACUAUUACAUUGACCGCAUCAACUCCAUGGCUGCGAUGCAGAGUCUGUACGCGUUUGAUGAGGAGGAGACGGAGAUGAGGAGCCAAGUGGUGGAGGACCUGAAGACGGCUCUCCGGACACAGCCUAUGAGGUUUGUGACCCGCUUCAUCGAGCUGGAUGGCUUGACAUGUCUGCUGAAUUUCCUCCGGAGCAUGGACCACGCCACCUGCGAGAGCCGCAUCCACACCUCCCUCAUCGGCUGCAUCAAGGCUCUGAUGAACAACUCUCAGGGGCGGGCUCACGUGCUGGCGCAGCCCGAGGCCAUCAGCACCAUCGCACAGAGCCUGCGCACUGAGAACAGCAAGACCAAGGUGGCCGUGCUAGAGAUCCUGGGCGCCGUGUGCCUAGUGCCUGGUGGUCACAAGAAAGUGCUGCAGGCCAUGCUGCACUACCAGGUGUAUGCCGCUGAGCGGACACGCUUCCAGACACUGCUGAAUGAGCUGGACCGAAGUUUGGGCCGGUACCGGGAUGAAGUGAAUCUGAAGACAGCCAUCAUGUCCUUCAUCAAUGCUGUCCUCAAUGCUGGUGCUGGAGAGGAUAAUCUGGAGUUCCGCCUCCAUCUACGGUAUGAGUUCCUGAUGCUGGGGAUACAGCCUGUGAUUGACAAACUCCGACAGCAUGAGAAUGCCAUCCUGGACAAGCAUUUAGACUUCUUCGAGAUGGUCCGGAAUGAGGAUGACCUGGAGCUAGCCAGGAGGUUUGACAUGGUCCACAUUGACACCAAGAGUGCUUCCCAGAUGUUUGAGCUGAUCCACAGGAAGCUGAAGCACACAGAGGCCUAUCCCUGCCUGCUCUCUGUCUUGCACCACUGCCUGCAGAUGCCCUACAAGCGCAAUGGUGGCUACCUCCAGCAGUGGCAGCUCCUGGACCGCAUCCUCCAGCAGAUUGUCCUCCAGGAUGAGAGGGGUGUGGACCCUGACAUGGCUCCCUUGGAGAACUUCAACGUCAAGAACAUCGUCAACAUGCUUAUCAAUGAGAAUGAGGUCAAACAGUGGCGAGACCAGGCCGAGAAGUUCCGGAAAGAACACAUGGAGCUGGUGAGCAAGCUGGAAAGGAAAGAGCGAGAAUGUGAGACAAAGACAUUGGAGAAGGAAGAGAUGAUGCGAACGCUGAACAAGAUGAAGGACAAACUGGCCCGAGAGUCCCAGGAGCUACGCCAGGCUCGUGGACAAGUGGCUGAGCUGGUAGCCCAACUCAGUGAAAUCUCAACAGGACCUGUAUCUUCCCCACCUCCCCCUGGGGGACCUUCUUUGAUGACAACCAAUGACCUGCCUCCACCUGCACCCCCUUUACCAUUUUCCUGCUGCCCCCCACCGCCACCACCCCUUCCACCUGUUGGGCCUCCCACUCCCCCUGGUGCCCCGCCUUGCUUCAGCAUGGGCCUGCCCCUUCCUCCAGACCCCUUCCCCAGCAGUGAUGUCCCACUCAGGAAGAAGUGUGUCCCCCAACCUUCCCACCCACUGAAGUCCUUCAACUGGGUCAAGCUGAAUGAGGAACGUGUCCCUGGCACCGUAUGGAAUGAAAUUGAUGACAUGCAGGUAUUUCGGAUUCUGGACCUAGAGGACUUUGAAAAAAUGUUUUCAGCCUAUCAGAGGCACCAGGAGCUGAUAACUAAUACUUCCCAACAGAAAGAGUUGGGCUCCACUGAGGACAUCUACCUGGCCUCCCGAAAGGUCAAAGAGCUGUCAGUCAUUGACGGCCGGAGGGCUCAGAACUGCAUCAUCCUUCUCUCCAAGCUGAAGCUGUCUAACGAGGAGAUCCGGCAGGCCGUCUUGAAGAUGGAUGAGCAGGAGGACCUUGCCAAGGACAUGCUGGAACAGCUCCUCAAGUUCAUCCCAGAGAAGAGUGACAUCGACCUCCUUGAGGAGCACAAGCAUGAGAUCGAGCGGAUGGCCCGCGCUGACCGCUUCCUCUAUGAAAUGAGCAGGAUCGACCACUACCAGCAGCGGCUGCAGGCCCUCUUCUUUAAGAAGAAGUUCCAGGAGCGGCUGGCCGAGGCCAAGCCCAAAGUGGAAGCCAUACUGCUGGCCUCCCAGGAGCUGAUCCGCAGCAAGCGUCUAAAACAGAUGCUAGAGGUCGUCCUGGCCAUUGGUAACUUCAUGAACAAAGGGCAGCGUGGGGGUGCCUAUGGGUUCCGAGUGGCCAGCCUCAACAAGAUCGUCGACACCAAGUCCAGCAUUGACAGAAACAUCUCUCUGCUCCAUUAUCUGAUCAUGAUCCUAGAGAAGCAUUUUCCUGACAUCCUGAACAUGCCCUCAGAGCUGCAGCAUCUUCCAGAAGCCGCCAAAGUCAACCUGGUAGAGCUGGAGAAGGAGGUGGGCAACCUCAGGAAGGGCCUCAGAGCGGUUGAGGUGGAGCUGGAAUAUCAGAAACGCCAGCUACGAGAACCAAACGACAAGUUUGUCCCAGUCAUGAGUGACUUUAUCACAGUUUCCAGCUUUAGCUUCUCAGAUCUGGAAGACCAGCUGAAUGAAGCCAGAGACAAGUUCUCCAAGGCCCUGAUGCACUUUGGGGAGCAGGACAGCAAGAUGCAGCCGGACGAAUUCUUUGGCAUCUUUGACACCUUCCUUCAGGCCUUCUCAGAGGCCCGGCAGGACCUGGAGGCCAUGAGGAGGAGGAAGGAGGAGGAGGAGCGACGGGCACGCAUGGAAGCCAUGCUGAAGGAGCAGAGGGAGCGGGAGCGGUGGCAGCGGCAGCGGAAGGUGCACGCAGGCAGCGCACUGGAGGAGGGGGGCGAGUUCGACGACCUGGUGUCGGCCCUGCGCUCCGGAGAGGUUUUCGACAAGGACUUAUGCAAGCUCAAGCGCAGCCGCAAGCGGCCAGGGGGCCAGGCUCUAGAAGUCACCCGGGAACGGGCAAUAAACAGGCUAAAUUAUUGACCUGGGCACUGGCCACAGCAGGGGGCCAGCAGACAGGGAUGGACCAGAGCAGCUGAGUGGAGGAGGCUGGGAUACAUAAACCCCGUGGUGCUCGGUUUGGAGCCCUGGGCUGGGUCCUGGGGUGGGGACUGUGUGAGGCAGGACCAGAUGUCUCCCACAUGUACCUGAAGAGGCUCCUCUCUCCUCUCCUCUCCUCUCCCCAUUACUUUCUGCUCCCCAGCCCCCAGGGGUCACUGUCUGAGGCUGAUGUGGACAUCCUUGGCAGGCUUAGCUGAGGGGCCUUGCUACCCACCCCCAGCAUGGGUACCCACACAUUGGCACAGGACUCUUUGAGAUCUAGACUGGACAGGUCCAUGCAUCUUGUCCAGAUGUCAUGUGCAGUGGGCAGUAUCUGUGGGGUGGGAGCCCUGUGAGCCAGGGGGAAAGAAUCCAGGCCCUUAUACCUCAAGAGACAGCUUAAUGGAACAUUGAUCUGGGAACCAACUUUUGUCUUGAUGGCAAAGGAAGAAGCAUUAUAUAGCUAGAUAGAUUCCAGGAAAAGAAGAUGCUGGGAGGAUGAUGCAGGGACCAAGUCAUCAGGACACAGAGUACCAGUGCCUAUUUCCUCUGUCACAACUCAUUGAAGCCUCUCUUGCAUGUCUUCAUUCUCUCCCUUCCUUCCCUACUGCCACCUCUAUUCUAUCUACUAAUCCAGAAUCCCAGAAAACCCACCUUUGGGUUCCCACAACUAUGGCUCACUAUCAGGUAUUAGAUGCAUCUGGUAAGGGAGGGGUUUGAACAAAGACUCUGCUCAUCACCAUACCCCAUGCCUUGGGCACAGGGAUCCUGGAACAAAACUCUCUUCCCACCUUCCAUGGACCAUGGUCUUGAGGCAAGAUGGUGACCUCACAUAUUGGCUAGGAGGUCCUGGCAGCCCUUCACCAAAGGGCAGCAGUUGAAUGCCUAGCCCCACCCCAGAGCUUUCUAGUGUACCACAUUACAUUACUCAGACCCCAGACUGUCUGACGUCUGCCUCAGGGCAGAAACCAUAGUGACCUCCACUCUCUCCAGCAUGUAGACCUCAAACCAUGUGUGCCUAUCUGGCUGAGGCUGGUGCUGGGGUGCUGGUUCCUGAGAGGGUCCCAAGGGCCAGUGCUGCCCUCUGCAUUUACAUGCCAUCUCAGAGGAUGUUUCCUCCCCUAAGGCAUUCAGACUUGGGCCAGAGAAGGCUGGGAAGCUAAGGGGAUGUUGGAUGGGGAACAGGAGGAAGGCCUACCUCCCUGGGAAGUGCACUGCCUGAAAGAGACAAGGUGGGGUGGAGUGGCUGGGGAAGUCCUGCUACCAUCAUUAGUACCUUUGGUUCUUCAACCUGACUUUCAAGGGGCCCAUUCUGGUCCUCAUCUUCACUCCCACCUUCCAUUCUAUUCAUCUUCCACUGUCCAUUCCCAUUUUCCAUCCUGUCCAUCUUGAGCAGGUGGGUCGAUGGCUUCACCUAAACAAAGUGUUCUGUCUUCUAAAAGAAAGGAGGUGAGGUCAACUCCAUCAAAGCUCUUAUUUUCAGUACAUUUUCUCCCCCUGGAAUUGACCUUUCAUCCUGUCUACCUGCCUGAACCCUCAUCCAAGGGUUUCUUGCCCUUCCAUCCUUCUGCCCCUCCCUUUAUGUUUCUUACCUUCCAACAUGCUCCUCUGGCUCAGAGCUAUUGCCAGUGGACAGGCUGGUGGGCUGGGCCCAGUCUUCAGCUGCCUGUCUUUUUCCUACACCAGAUUCCUGGGGGUGGGGCCAUAGUAGCUUCCAGGGAAGAAACAAGGUUGGUAAGCCCAGCAUGUGUGUUGGUUAGAGGGGGAAGGAUCUGAGCAAAAGCAGUCUGGCCAGGACAUGUGAAGAGGCCAUCCUGGAGCCCAGGCAAGGGCAAGAUGAAGCUUCUACGAAAAGCAGCUGCAGAGCUGUUAUACCCAUCUGUAUACCCAAAAGCCCUUGCUGCAAGAGGCUGGUAUUGGAAUGAUGGGAAGGUCGUGGGUGGGGUCUCUGAACACCCUCUCCCCAGCUGUCUGGUAUCAACCUCAUCCACAGGGGCAGGGAACAGGGGAGGGCUCCACUCCUAUCCAACAGGCCUGUCCAAAUCCUGGCAUUUCCAUCCACCAGGGAAGCCUGGAUAUGUGCCAUGAAAGACAAGGAAUAUGCAAGCUGUUCAAGACACAUUGGAUCCGCAGAAAAGCAGUUGGCUUAACUGUUUACAGAGGACACAUACAUUCUUCUAGGGCUCUGGCUUCUCCCGCCUAAAGAUAUUUCUUCUCUAUUAUUUUCAAGAUCUGGCCAGUGGCUCUGGCACCAGACACCAUUGUGGCCAGGUCUCCAAGAGUGCCUUGGACCAUGGACCAUUGUGGCUGACUCGGCAAGGGGCUAGUGCCCCAUAGAGACAGCUGAGUGGGUCCUUGAUACACUACAUGUUUACACCUGUUUCUUCCUUGGGCUUUUCCCAGUGACCUCCCCACCCUUCCUGCCAGUCUGAAUUUCUCCUAUUAAUUGUGUGUCUGAUGUAAAAUCCAGUUAACCUAAUGCAACUCGCUCCCUUCUCAGCUACAGCACCCACUCAUUCUCCCAUGAUGGAAGUAAGGUAUGUGUAGGGCAGUAGGCGGAGAAAAUUCUCCGAGUGGUUGGAGAAGGGGCUAGUCCAGGCUCUCCCCACCCCAUCUUGUUCCCACCAAUGGGGGAGCUGCGACCAUCUGCCCACCUGUACCAGGGACACCUUCAUGCCAAGGCUGUUCUCACCAGCUGUCUCAGAAGACAAAUGAGGCUAAUGUAUAAAAUCGGCAAUGUCCUUUCUACCUGCACCUUUUUUAUAAGAAUAUAUUGUAAUACUAAAAAAUAUUAAAUCCAUACCAUCCCCCCA